Messenger RNA from Heteronotia binoei (common prickly gecko), 1672 nucleotides. RefSeq names its product tetratricopeptide repeat domain 16 (gene TTC16). The coding region runs from base 47 to 1672 and encodes 541 amino acids. Gene Ontology annotation, molecular function: protein binding. The record is from RefSeq and is a predicted model, not a curated record. Lineage: Eukaryota; Metazoa; Chordata; Lepidosauria; Squamata; Gekkonidae. The transcript is spliced from 12 exons.
GGAAGAGGAAGAGGGGGAGGAAGGGAAGAAGAGGAAGGAGGUCAAAAUGGCCACCAUCCGCCUGGAGAUCUUUCCUACAGCCGUCACGGAAGAAAAGCUUCAGGAAGCCCAGGAGAAGUCCCUGCGUCGCAUUUUUGGGACCACCCAGACCUUACGGUAUAUCAAAAGUCCUCGCAAAUGGGGGACCCUCGAAGACAUCCUGCAGGAACGAGCAGAGGAGCACUGCCGAGACGGCAAGCAGUUUUUCUCCCAGGGAGAGUGGGAAAAAGCAAUCACCUGCUAUACCAAAGCCCUGAACUUGGAUCCUAAGAAGGUGGAGCUGUAUGAGCAGAAGGCGGAAGCUUUUCUUCAGCUCUGUGACUUCCAGUCCGCUGCUCUCCACCUCAGGAAGGCGUAUUUCAUGACCCUGGCGAAGGAAGAAUGCUUGGCCCGCCUGGCCUUCAUUUUAUACCUGCAGGGUCAGAGCCUGUACGAGCAGCAAGUCUACCUGGACGCUUUGGAGUCCUUCACUCAGGCCUCCGAGCUGCAGCCGAAGAAUCCCCUUUAUCGCAGGAGGAGUAUCUCCUGCCUGGCCGCCUUGAAAAGGUACAACGAGUGCCUCCAGAUGGUCAACGAAGAGGUGGUUCGGGAUCAGAAGAACGCGGAUCUCUUUGUCCUCAGGGCUCGACUCUAUGAAUACUUCGGGAAGCCCACCCUCUGCUUUUAUAACCUCCAAGACGCUCUCGCAGUGGAUCCUGAGCACACCGAAGCGCAGCUCUUGCUGGAGAAGUUGAGAAAGAACGCUCAGAAGAACAAGGACCAGGCUGUAAGCAAGGCCCUGAAGGGGAACCUGCAGGGGGCGCUGUUGAAAAUCAACCGUGCCAUCGAGAACAUCCCCCUGGAAGCGGACUACAUGCUAUUCAGGGGGAGCAUCCUGCGUCGGCUGAAGGACUUCAGCAAGGCCAUCGAGGAUUACCACAAAGCGACGGAGAUCUGCAAAGCGGAGGAGGGCAGCCAGGUUGGAGCGGAAGCCCGGGUGCAGAUGCUGCUGACAUACAAUGACUUCGCCGUCCAGUGCUACACCAAGGGUCUCUACGAAGAGGCAGUUUUGCUCCUCAACAAAGCCAUCAAGGGGGAGAAGAAAGAGAAGGGGCUUUAUAUCAACAGAGGAGAUUGCUUCCUGAAACUGGGUGAGCUGAACUUUGCCAUCGCGGAUUACCAGCAAGCCCUGGACGUGGGCCCCAUAGACGCUGGCCUGCAGAAGCGCAUUGCUUGGUUGUACAACACGAUGGGACUCCAGCAGUUCAAAAAGAGGCGAUACCCAGAGGCAGAGGCGUACUUCUCCCGUGCGAUCGAACAGAACCCUCUCGAGCCUCAGCAUUACCUGCAUCGCUGCAAGAACCGGAAGUUUCUGCAGGAGGUGGUGGGCGCCAAGGAAGACAUGGCCACAGCCCUGCUCCUGAAUCCCGAGAACGAGGAGAUCCACAUGCUCUCAAACAGCCUCUUUCGCGGGGAGAGCAUUCAGGAAGUCAUCCAGAGUAAAGUCGGGGGUCUCGCCAAAGCUGUUUUGGACCAACGGCUAGAAACCUGUCCCAAGUACGAAGCCCCGGCUGCUCCUGAAAGCCAGCUUCUGGCCUGCCGGGUGUUUCUGAGCAGCGUGGUGAGCUGGGAACUCGGGAAGCUGCUCUUGUAG